AUGAAGUCUUGCUUCGCCUUCUCCGUCUCUCUUUCCUUCCUCCUCCUCAUUCUUCUCAGCGUUUAUCCUCAACGUUCUGAAUCAGCACCUUUGUAUCUAUGGCAUUACUGCCCAAACGCCACCCUCUUCGCUAUCAAUUCCACCUACCAAUCCAACCUCAACGCCCUCCUCUCUUCCCUCUCCUCCUCCGCCGCUGCUGCCGCCGCCACCAACAACGCCGGCGGCUUCGCCAAUGCCACUGCCGGCCAAAACCCUCCUGACAAGGCCUACGGGCUCUUCCUCUGCCGCGGCGACGUCAGUGCCACCACGUGCAGCGACUGCGUCACCACCGGAAAGAAGGAUAUCCUCCAGAGAUGCCCCAACCAGCGAGUCUCUGCGAUCUGGUACGAGGAGUGCCUGUUGAGGUACUCGAACCAGUCCAUCUUCUCGGUCGUGGAAGAAGUGCCUGCUUUAUUACUGAGGAACAUCACCGGGAACAUCACUGACCCGGCCAAGUUGGUGCAAGUUUUCGGAAACACCAUCAAAGACGUCGCCUGGAGGGCGUCGGGAAAGACAUUCGCAAUUGCGACGGCCGAUGUUACCACGCUUGAGAGGCUGUACACGAUGGCACAGUGCACGCCGGACUUGACGCCGUGGGACUGUAACACGUGCCUCCGGUCGGUGAUUCCGCUUCUUCCCGAGGGGCACGUAGGAGGGAUGAUGUGUACUCCGAGCUGCAUCGUGAGGUUCGCGUUGCACCUCUUUUAUAACGCCUCCGUCGUGCCCGGCCCGCUUCCUCCUCCGGUUACAUCAGCUGAACUGGCCCCAGUUCCUCCUCCUCAUGAAGGUAUAUGGGAAAUGUAA
This is a messenger RNA of Rhodamnia argentea, 843 nucleotides long. Its product is annotated as cysteine-rich receptor-like protein kinase 25. The record is from RefSeq and is a predicted model, not a curated record. The coding region runs from base 1 to 843 and encodes 280 amino acids. The transcript has a single exon. Lineage: Eukaryota; Viridiplantae; Streptophyta; Magnoliopsida; Myrtales; Myrtaceae.